GUACUGUACGUGCCAGCACGCCGAUGGGCAGCAGGAGGGGUGUGUGAGAGCCAGGCUAGGAUGGACGGCAAGACUGUCAUCAUCACGGGAGCUAACACGGGAAUCGGGAAGGUGACAGCCAGGGACAUGGCCGAGAGAGGUGCCCGCGUCAUUCUGGCCUGCAGAAGUCUGGAGAAAGCGGAGCAGGCCGCUAAAGACAUCCGCAGCCAGACUGGGAACGAGAACGUCAUCGUGCACAAACUUGACCUCGCCUCUCUGACGUCAGUCAGACAGUUUGCAAAGGUCAUCAACGAAGCUGAACCGCGAUUGGACGUGCUGAUCAACAAUGCAGGUGUGAUGGGCUGUCCUAGAUGGGUGACUGAAGACGGGUUUGAGAUGCAGUUCGGAGUGAACCACCUGGGACACUUUCUCCUCACUAACCUCCUCCUGGACAAGCUCAAACAGUCCGCGCCCAGCCGGGUCGUCACCGUCUCAUCUCUGGCACACGUUUUCACGACCGGGCUAGAUUUUGACGACAUCAAAUAUGAGAAGGACUAUGACCCGGCAGAGUCCUAUAAGAGAAGCAAGCUGGCUAAUGUACUGUUCUCCAGGGAACUUGCCAGGAGGUUAAAAGGAACUGGGGUCACCUCCAAUUCCCUCCACCCGGGAGUGAUCUACACAGAAAUACACCGACAGCAGGAGGAACGCUUACGUGAGGCACUCGGUGAACGGCUUUCCAGGGUGGCCAAUAAGAUCAUAGAAGGGUUUGUCGGUAUAAUAGGGAAGACCUGGGAGGAGGGAGCCCAGACCACGAUCUGUUGUGCAGUAGCCGAGGAAUGGGAGAACACAACCGGGCUAUACUUCAGUGACUGUGUGCCAAAAGAGACGUCAGCUGCAGGCAUGGACGACAAGGCAGCAGCCCAACUCUGGGACAUCAGUGAGAAGAUGGUUGGACUCAAGUCUUGA
Molecule: messenger RNA, 945 nt
Organism: Branchiostoma belcheri (Belcher's lancelet)
Lineage: Eukaryota; Metazoa; Chordata; Leptocardii; Amphioxiformes; Branchiostomatidae
Product: retinol dehydrogenase 13-like
Exons: 5
Coding region: 61-945 (294 amino acids)
Source: RefSeq, a predicted model, not a curated record